Molecule: messenger RNA, 1590 nt
Organism: Aureobasidium musti
Lineage: Eukaryota; Fungi; Ascomycota; Dothideomycetes; Dothideales; Saccotheciaceae
Source: the annotation of a GenBank genome assembly
AUGCAGGUUGGCGCAGCUCGACCGCUCCGAGUCAACACUCUCCAAGAACGCAGGUUCCGCCUGGUCGCACAGGGAGACUCUGGAGUGCAGUUUAUUUACCGUCAGCAACGGCCAACGUCAAGGCUGUUGAUCCCGUGGUCUCAGACCAGGCAUUUUGUUGCGACGACGACCUGGCGGCCUGAGAGCAGCGAAGAGAUGCGAAGACAACUCGUGUUUUCACAAGGCGGAUUUCGGAACAUUUUGAAGCUGUCCCGUCUUCUCUGCAUGAAGAAGAAAGUCUGCUCAGCGGAGUCUCUCCACUGCGCAUGCACGAAGACGCACCAGAAGCUCUGCAAGGUUGGCACCCUUCUGGUCACCACCGUCNGUCACCAGCAGCUUCACGAGAAGCGUCAGGAGGUUGUCUACGAGACCGACUACACCUACGUGACCACCCAGCUUCCCGACGUUGUCGUCUUCGUUGACGAGAACGGCGCUCCUUACUCUACUUCCACUGAGGGCCAGGCCCCUGCAACCUCUGCCGCUGCCACCGUCGUUGCUUCCGUUGCCCCUGUCUACACUCAGGCCGCUGCCCAGCCCGCCUACUCUGAGGCUGCUUCUUCCUCCACCGAGGUCUACGUCGCCCCCAGCCCUACCACUUUCGCCUCUGUCUACAAGGCUUCCAGCUCUGAGGCUGCCUCUACCACUCAGGCCCCUACCCUCUCUUCAGCCGCUGCUUACAGCUCUGCUGCUUCAUCCUCUAAGGCUCCUGCUUCUUCUCCUGCUGCCUCCAACGGCAGCGGUCCCCAGGGCUAUGGUAUUGUCUACUCUCCUUACACCGACAGCGGUGACUGCAAGUCCCAGGACCAGGUCAUGGGCGACUUUGCUAAGAUCAUGUCUUACGCUCAGAGCAACGGCGACAGCUACGACUUCGUUCGUACUUACGGUGUCGACUGCAACCAGGUCUCCACUGUCCACGCCGCUUGUGAGAAGUACGACCUGAAGAUGUUCGCUGGUGUUUACAAUGUCAACGAUGACUCGGCUCUUCGCGGCGACCUGAAGAUCCUUACUGAUGCCGUCACCAAGACCAUGGGUGGAGACUGGUCCAGAUUCAUCACCAUCUCCAUCGGUAACGAGGUUGUCAACAAGGGCGAACUCUCCCCCUCCGAUGUUGGUGACCGUGUCUCCACUGCUAGAUCCGUUCUCUCCGCUGCUGGCUACUCUGGAAAGAUUGUUGCUGUUGACACUCUCGUUGCCAUGGUCGCCCACCCUGAGCUCUGCGACCACUCUGACUACAUCGCUGUCAACUCUCACCCCUUCUUCGAUGGUUCCGUCCUUCCCGAGAACACUGGCGAGUGGCUGCUCAAGGGUAUGCAGGAGGUUUCCAGCGUCUGUGGUGGCAAGGAGACCUGGAUCACCGAGACUGGCUGGCCCACUCAGGGUAACACCAACGGUGUCGCCGUUCCCAGCGUCCAGAACCAGAAGUCCACCAUCUCUUCCAUGAAGUCUGCCGUCUCUUCCAACAUUGUCUGGUUCACCGCCUUCAACGACAUGUGGAAGCCCAACACCNCUGCCACCUUCAACGCCGAGCAGUACUGGGGCAUGUGCAACUAA